AUGCUGCUCUUCGCCCACUUGGGCUGGGUCAUACGCCGCCUGGAGGUGACGCACCUGACGUGCACGCCGUCUCUGUGGUCCUCGUUCGAGGGGGCACACUCGGAGCACCCCGACAUUGCAGGCCUCAGGGGGCUCUGCCUCGGGGGCGAGCGCAUGGGCGCCAACCUUCUGGAGGCGUGGGCAGCAGCGGACCGGCUGCGGUUUAUGAACACGUACGGCACGACUGAGUGCACCGUGUGGCAGACGGUGCAUGUCAUGCGACCUGGCGACUCCGCGUCCCGCGUGGGCCAGUGCCUCGGCGGCAACGCUAUGAGGAUUGUGGACACGGAGGGCGAGUUCAGGGAGUUGGAACCAGGGCGCGAAGGCGAAAUCCUCCAAGGCGGCGUGCAGGUAGGGCUUGGCUACUUUCGGCGGCCGGACAAAUCUGCGGCGGCUUUCCUGGAGGACCCAGCGCCUAGCCUGAAGGGCCGCUGGUACCGCACAGGGGACGCUGGCAGCUGGAGCCCCGAGCGUGGCCUUGAGGUGCACGGCCGUUUCGACUCCCAGGUGAAGAUACGCGGAAUGCGCAUUGAGCUCGGCGAUGUGGAGGCGGCGGUGCUGAAAGCGGGCACGCCGCGCCUGUGCGGGGCUUGCUGCGUGCUGUUGCGCGAGGGCAGCGAGUUGCAUGCGUUUGUGCAGCUCGAGGCCGAGACCGCCGCUGCACUGCUCGGAGAGGUCGAUGUGGGCGAGCACACAUUCGUCACCGAGCUGCUUCUGCAAGGGUGCGCCAAGUUGCUGCCGAGGCACAUGCUACCUACGCACUUCCUGCUCAUGAGCCGCCUGCCGCUCGGCCGCACGGGCAAGCUGGACCGCAAGGGCCUGCCGGCAGCUUCCGCAGCCGUGCGACUGGACCGCGCCAACGACCGCGACUCGCUGACCAAGCUCGAGCGGGUCGUGGCAGGCGUCUGGGGCGAGGUCCUGGGCGUGGACGGCGGGACGCUGGGGCCCCAGGACCACUUCCUGGCCCUCGGGGGCAACUCCGUGUCGGUCCUGCGCGCCUCGCGCGCCCUCGCGGCUCGCGCGCGGGCGCGCGGCGCGGACCUGGCGCCGGAUGGCCAGGCGGCCUUCGCGCUGGCCCCGGAGCGCCUCAUACACUCGCCGAGGCUGCAGCAGUACUGCCACGUCCUGGAGAGGUCGGGCGUGGCGGGGCUCCUGCUCGAGGAGGAGGAGGGAACUCCCGCCGGGGAGCCCGCCGACCCGGGGCCGCUUCGCGCGAGCCCGCAGGCGGCGAGCGCGGAGGAGGACGAGGCCGCGGCGGCGUCGGGCCUCCGCAUCAACUACACGAAGCUGCUGGUGACCGAGAGGAGGGCCCUCGGACAGGCGCCGGGGGCCCCGGAGGACGCCGACGCGCGGCGCGAGCUGGACCACGAGGCGUGGGAGCAGGCGCCGCGGGCCGAGCCCGAGCAGCUGCUCUUCCGGGCCGCCGCCGCGGGUAUCCCCGGCGCCGUCGCCAUGCUGCUCGAGACCCACGGCCUGUGGCGACCCUCGUCACCGCCCGCGCCCCACUGGGUGCUAGGUGCGCAGGCUCGCGGUGGCACCUCUGGGGCGCCUGCGCGCACGCCGGCGCGCCGCGGCGGCAGUGAGGUCCAGCUGCGCGGGUCUGGCGGGCCGUGGCUGCGGUCGCUGCCUCGGGCCAGCGGGAGGGCGUCGGGCCUCGAGGCCCAUCUCCUCGCAGCCGGCGCAGCGGGCACCCCCGACCCGCGGGGGCCGCACGCCGCUGGGUCUCCAAUCAAGGCGCGCUUCUACCCCGGCGGCGUAGAGGAGUGGCGCGUGCUGCCCAGCAUGCGCGAGUGUGCCGCCACCGUGCGGGUGUUCCGCCGGCGCGAGGCGGAGGGCGUGGCCUCCCCGCUCGUGCUGCUCGUGGGUGGCGACGCCGUGCUCAACCGCGGCCUGGAGCCCCUCGAGGAGGCGGUCCUCGGCCGGCUGCACGCCAUGGGCAUCACCGCCGUCGUCGCCGGUCUAUGCGGCGUCGGUGAUGACCACUGGCGCGGAGGCCUCUGGGAGUUCGCUCCCCUCCUUCUGGGCCGCACCCACGUGGGCUUGCACGCAGGCGAGAUCCUCAGCCUGGUUGCCUGGGCCGCCGCCUCCGCCGGCGUGGGCGGGCGCGUGGUGCUGGUCGCGCACGGGGGCGCGGUCGCAGCUGCGCUCCACGCGGCCGUGCGGCUAGCCAGCGACGUCUCCGCCGGGGCCGCGCCGCCGCUGGCUGGUCUCGCGCUUGUGCAGGGCCUGUGCGACUUCGCCGGCGUCGUGCGCUCCACGCCGACGCCCAAGCGUCACACGCUGCCGUGGCAGAUGCAGAUGCACGGCGUCCUGGAGGAGUACGACCUCCCCGACCUGCUGGCGUCCCUGGCCGGCCCCCGGGGUCCGCGCGCGCUGGUCCUGGAGCCGCAGGACGCCCUGGGGCGCCCGCUGGCUCGGCGAGCGGCGGGCCGCGCCUACGAGCUGGCCAGGCGGACCUUCGCGGCCGCCCGCCGGCCGCUGCGGGUGGUGGCUGGGCCCCAGAGCGUCGGGGCCGUCAAGGAUGCGCUCGCGGCCUUUGUCUCGAGCAUCGCGUCGGAGCGCUACGAGAAAAAAUAUGCAGAGGCAGGGCACCCCUCCAGCGCGCUGGCGGCCCCGCUGGCCGCGAGCCGCCUGGCCGACGUCCCCGCGCAAGCAAGCGGUACAGCACCGAACCCGUUCGACAUUCCACUCAAGGUGAAAGUCGUCAUUGUGUUGGUGGACCCCAAGAAAGUCGCGCUUGGGCAGCGCUACGUCGCCGAGGCCAGGCGCGUGGCCCCGAAGGUGAGGAUAAACUGUGUCCUGGAGGCCACCCGCAGCAAAGACCCCGCCGGCGUGGACCUCUUCCGGCGGGCGCUGCUCGCCUCCGGCGCCACCCAGGUCUCGCUGGGGCCCUGGUUCACAUGGCUUGCGGAGAACGGGGUGGUGGCCUCGAUGGCCAAGGACUCCAGCGUCGAGGUUGUGACGGACUUUCGCCGCAAUGUCUGCAACGUGGCCUGCCCCUCCUUCAAGGAGUCCACGGAGGGCUCCGAUGUGUGCUACAGCCUCGCGAUCCAGCCCGCCUGA
Messenger RNA from Prorocentrum cordatum, 3102 nucleotides. NCBI's taxonomy places the organism in Eukaryota, Dinophyceae, Prorocentrales, Prorocentraceae. The record is from the annotation of a GenBank genome assembly.